CUCUUUGUUCUCACCCAACCCACCACACCCCAAAACAGUUUUUUUUUUUUUUUUCAAUUUCAUUUCUUUCUUCUUCUUCGUCCUUCCCAGAUGAGCCAAUUGUACCACUUGAAAUUCCCUUUCUACCCUUUCCUUCUCCACCACCGCUUUCCCCACGCGCCGUCGCUCCUGCCGUCGAAUCUAUGUAUAGCAAGAUUCCGAUUAUAGGGUUUCUUUGCUCUGGAUUGAUCCUCGGAGCUGGAUAAAUGCUGCUGUUCCCGGGAAUUCUAGGGUUCCAUGCCCUCCUCUUCUUCUCUGUCUUGCUCGCCUUUUCUUUAAUUCGGCGCAAGUGGAGGAAUGCCGCCGCUAAGGAGGAGGAGGUGUUGCGCCUUCUCGCUAUGGCGUCGGAGGAGUCCGCCAUGGCUGAGGUCGAAGCUAGAGCUUUCUGCGAUCCAGUUGUUGUUUCUAUGCCUCAUCAAUGCGUUGUCUGUUAUUGUCCUACCACCAUGCGAUGCUCUCAGUGCAAGUCUGUCAGAUACUGUUCUGGUAAGUGUCAAAUCAUUCAUUGGAGACAAGGUCACAAGGAUGAGUGUCGUCCCCCAAUUUCUGUAAUGCAUUUCGAAGAUAAGAGUGACCUUUGUGGGGAACUUGACUCUUUUCAUGGAACUGAAACUGGCCACGCUGCUUGUGCUGAUGGUGAACCCUUAAUUAAUAUUUCUGAUUCUGUAACUUAUGACAGAGUGGAGAAACCUCUUUUUAAUAGUAAUAGCUCUGAUCUCCUUGGCACUAAUGACAAAGUUAAAGAUAUGGAUGUUACAAAUUCAUCUCGCUCAAGUUCUGUUAGCUCGGCAACUUCUGCUGAUUCCAUAUCAUGCACAAACAAAGUAAGUAAGAUGGAUUCUAGUCGUGGUGAUGGGAAGAUGAAGUCUUCUUUGCAACUAAACAAAGAUAAGACAGCUAAACAUGAAAAUGUUCAGCCUGCAAUUAAUUUAAGCAGUAAGAAGCUGACAGAGGGAACCCCUUCAGUAGAAAAGUUAACUAAAGAUACUGCUAAGUCUAGGAGAUCAGUAUCUAAAGAUACUGACCAUUCUUUGUCAUCAGUUGCUUCUGCUGGUCAUCCAUCUUCAAGCACUGGUGAGCAUUUUGCUUCCAAUUCUAUAUCCACAAAGGGUGACGGUUUUCAUGCUCUGCCAGUUAAAAGUACCAGUUUCCCAACUUCACCACAAAAUGCUCGUACUGGUUUGAAAAGUUCCAUGCUGAAAGUUGUACAGCAGUUUAGAGCAUCUAAACAGACGAAAUGCAAUACAUCUACCCCUGGGACUGAGAUUGCUGGAAAGCAUAAGCUAAUCUUUCCAUAUGAUUUGUUCGUGAAACUAUACACUGAUGACAUGAUGAUUCUUCGUCCAUUUGGUCUUACAAAUUGUGGAAACAGCUGCUAUGCCAAUGCCGUGCUCCAGUGCUUGGCAUAUACUCGGCCACUUACUUCAUAUUUUCUUCAAGGACUCCACUCCAAAACCUGUGGAAAGAAGGACUGGUGUUUUAUUUGUGAAUUUCAGCAUCUUAUUUAUAAGGCAAGGGAAGGGAAUUCCCCACUGUCUCCAAUUGGGAUAUUAUCCAAAAUAAAUAAAAUUGGAAGUCAUCUUGGUCAUGGUAGGGAAGAAGAUGCCCAUGAAUUUUUAAGGUAUGCUGUUGAUACAAUGCAAUCUGUUUUCCUCAACAAUGCUGAUGCCACAGGUUCUUUGGCUGAAGAAACGACACUAGUAGGAAUGACCUUUGGUGGUUAUCUUCGAUCUAAGAUCAAGUGUAUGAGGUGCCUAGGAAAAUCAGAACUUUGUGAGCGGAUGAUGGACCUCACAGUAGAAAUAGAUGGCGAAAUUGGAAAUCUUGAAGAGGCUCUUUCUCAAUUUACAGCCACAGAAACAUUGGAUCGAGAUAAUAAGUAUUUUUGCAGCAGAUGUAAAUCUUAUGAGAAAGCCAGAAAGAAGUUGACAGUUCUGGAGGCACCAAAUAUUCUUACAAUCGUGCUGAAACGAUUUAAGUCUGGUAACUUUGAGAAAUUGAGCAAGUCCGUUCAGUUUCCUGAGGAGCUUGACAUGACCCCAUAUAUGAGCAGAUCAAGCGUUGUAUCUCCUCUGUACAGUCUUUAUGCUGUGGUCGUUCACUUGGAUACCAUGAAUGCUGCUUUUUCGGGUCACUAUGUGUGUUAUGUAAAGAAUACUCGGGGAGAGUGGUUCAGGAUUGAUGACAGCACAGUAGUACCCGUGGAGCUGGAGAGGGUCUUAUCAGAAGGGGCUUACAUGCUUCUUUAUGAAAGGCACUCUCCGCGCCCCCCAGCCCUACUGGGAAGCAAUAUGGUCAAUGGUGGUAAGUUUAAGAGAAGGAACUUGGAAGCAGUUCCUUCCAGCACUGGCAAAUUGAAGUCAAGAUCCAAUCCCAUAGUGAUGGAUGCUGCUGCCACACAAACUAAGUUCAGUAAAAUUGCUAAUCCAGAUAGCUCAGAUCCAUAUGAUUGGAGAGCAAACCUAACCCCCAGAUUUCGAAGAGUGGAUUCAUCAAGUGAAAAUUCAUCUAUUUUAAGUUGCUCAGAUGCAAGUUCUUCCAGCACUGUCAGCACCAAGGACUCUGGCAGUACAGAUGACUUCUCCGUAUACAUAUUUGGAAAAGAAGGAAGUGGCUUUUACAGACCAUAUGAACAGUCACCGGGUGGCGUGGCAUCAUCAUCAUCUUCUUAUUCAGACUUUGAGACAGACUCAAAUUGCGGAAAUGGUGUAUGGAGGAGGUUGCCUACCCAAGGGAGCAGUUGGGACAGCGAAAGGGAAGGGAACUCCACAAUUUUGCAUACUGACACUAAUAAACACCGAAGAAAAUCAACCAGCCAAUUUGAUAGUAGGAGUAGCAGUAGGGAAACCGAGUUCGAACAUGUUUCAUGGGCAAACCCUUUCGAUGUUAGAGCCGGUGUAUCAUUACGAAGAGUAAAUGGAGAAAGAUCAGCUCAAACAUUUUAUGAGGUUUGAGCUGAAAUGUAACUAGUCUUUAAGAUUAUUAUUAUUCUUGAUUUAUGUUGUCUUGGUAUAUAUAUUAGCAGCCUAUAGCGCCCACUACUCCAUUGUGCGGCCUGCAUUCUUUAUUUUCAACAAACAAAUCAAAUCACUAAAAUCUACCCCGUUGCCACUCCUUAGUGCAUAGAAUCAACGAGAGGGAAACGCUUUUAAUGUAAAUAAGAUAUUAUGGGAAAAUAAAUGUUAUUUUUUAUUUUGAAA
Messenger RNA from Cannabis sativa, 3239 nucleotides. RefSeq names its product ubiquitin carboxyl-terminal hydrolase 17-like. Bases 246 to 2993 code for a protein of 915 amino acids. The record is from RefSeq and is a predicted model, not a curated record. Gene Ontology annotation, cellular component: cytosol; nucleus. Lineage: Eukaryota; Viridiplantae; Streptophyta; Magnoliopsida; Rosales; Cannabaceae. Gene Ontology annotation, biological process: protein deubiquitination. Gene Ontology annotation, molecular function: cysteine-type deubiquitinase activity; cysteine-type endopeptidase activity. The transcript is spliced from 12 exons.